AUGGCCGCGGAUGCUGUUGCUGGAGGCAGGGAGAGCCAGCCGACGACAUCGGACGAGACGGUGGUGGCCGGCGGUACGGUGGUGCUCAAGUGCCAGGUGGAGGAUCCUGACGACUCCUCACUGCAGUGGUCCAACCCUGCGCAGCAGACCCUCUACUUCGGGGAGAAGCGAGCCCUGCGAGAUAACAGGAUCCAGCUGGAGAAGUCCACACCCAACGAGCUGACCAUCAGCAUCAGUGACGUGGUGCUGUCAGACGAGGGGGAGUACACCUGCUCCAUCUUCACCAUGCCCGUGCGGACUGCGAAGGCCCUGGUCACCGUGCUGGGAAUCCCCCAGAAACCCCAAAUCUUCGGCCACGAGCAGCCAAUUGAUGAGGAGAAGGUCGCCCGGCUGACCUGCCGCUCCUCUGGCAGCAAGCCCGCAGCCCAGCUCCCGUGGAAGAAGGGCAACAAGGAGCUGAAGGAUGAGGGCACGGAGGUGGUGGAGGACCCCAACGGAAAGACCUUCACCGUGAGCAGUCGGGUGGAGUUCCGUGUCACCAAGGAGGACAACGAAGCCGAGGUGACCUGCACCGUGGACCACGAGUCCCUGCAGAACUACAAGCCAACAGCGAAGAUUGAGCCACAUCCCCAAUACCCACGGGAGGGCGAGAAGCUCCAGCUGCAGUGCGACGGGCAGGGCAACCCCAUGUAA
Molecule: messenger RNA, 693 nt
Organism: Pterocles gutturalis (yellow-throated sandgrouse)
Lineage: Eukaryota; Metazoa; Chordata; Aves; Pterocliformes; Pteroclidae
Gene: CADM3
Product: cell adhesion molecule 3
Exons: 6
Coding region: 1-693 (230 amino acids)
Biological process (GO): homophilic cell-cell adhesion
Cellular component (GO): presynaptic membrane
Source: RefSeq, a predicted model, not a curated record